AAUAUUUAUUAUAAAUGUACAUUCAAUUGUUAAUAAUCUUUUUUUUCAGCGGACAUUUGACAACUCGAAUUGUGUGGUCUAUUCUUACUGAGAUACUUAGUUUUGUUUUUACUGUUGCAUUGGUCAUGAUUGAUACCUCUAAAAUACCAGCUCUAUUUUUCUGGUCAACUCUGUGGAAUGUAGUAUUGUUGAAUAUGGCAAAUGGUAUUUACAACAAUUCUGUUUUUGGGAUGGCAGCUAAACUCCCUGCAAAAUAUAUCGGUGCUGUAAUUCUUGGUACAAAUUUAAGUGGUACAUUUACAUCUAUCGCUAAUAUUGUAUCAAUUUCAAUAACUCCAGAUGCUCAAACUGCGGCUAUAUAUUAUUUUACCACUGCACUGUUUGUGUUGAUUACCUGUUUUAAUACAUAUUUUGCAUUGCCAUUAAACGUAAGUAGCUUAUACUUUUGAGUAUGAAUACACAAACAACAAAAUACAUAUAUUUAUAUGUGUAUUUAUGCUUUUAGAGAUUCUAUAAGUAUCAUGAUCUCAUUUAUCAACGACAAAUUGAAAAUCAACAUUCAAAACAAAGCAGCAGAGAACAUGAUCAAAUUCCUUAUUGGCAUAUUUUUAAACAGACCAGUCCACAAUUAAUUAAUGUAUAUUUUGUAUUCUUCGUUACUCUUUCAAUAUUUCCAGUAGUUCAUUCAGGUUUUACCUUGUUAAAUAAACCAUAGCAUAUAAUUACUUAUAAUAUUAUGUAACCACUUCUAUGUCAUAGAUAUUAAAAUGUCAAGUAAAGAUUUUAUUUUUGGAGAAACAUAUUAUACCAGCGUAAUGUGUUUUUUGACAUUCAAUGUAUGUGCACUUAUCGGAACAUAUAUUUCUACAUUGGUUUCAUGGGUAA
Messenger RNA from Acyrthosiphon pisum (pea aphid), 885 nucleotides. Its product is annotated as equilibrative nucleoside transporter 1-like. The record is from RefSeq and is a predicted model, not a curated record. Gene Ontology annotation, cellular component: plasma membrane. Gene Ontology annotation, molecular function: nucleoside transmembrane transporter activity. The transcript has a single exon. NCBI's taxonomy places the organism in Eukaryota, Metazoa, Arthropoda, Insecta, Hemiptera, Aphididae. Bases 15 to 449 code for a protein of 144 amino acids. Gene Ontology annotation, biological process: nucleoside transmembrane transport.